Molecule: messenger RNA, 991 nt
Organism: Phalacrocorax carbo (great cormorant)
Lineage: Eukaryota; Metazoa; Chordata; Aves; Suliformes; Phalacrocoracidae
Source: RefSeq, a predicted model, not a curated record
CCCGAGCCCCGGCGUUCCCCCGCCUCGGCCGCCGGGGGGCGAGAUCCCGCAAGGCGCCGCCGCUCCGCCUCCCGGGCGGGCGGGUGCCCCCUGCCGGCCGUAACGGGGCAACGGCGGCGGGGCGGGGCCGUCCCGCAGGCCUGGCAGCGCGGCCGGAACGUUUGUGAAGUGGAACCGAGGACGCGGGUAGCCGAGCGCGGCCGGCGGGGAGUGCGGGUGCACCGCCGGCACCAGCAGGGAGCCAUGUUGGCGGCGGCGGCGUGGGGACUCCGCGGGGCCCGGCUCAGCUGGUGGGUGCCGCAGGCGGCUCCGUCCCGAGGAGGUCACUGGCAGGCUUCGCUGCUGGGGCUCGGGGCGUCGCUCCCCGUGAGAGCACAGCCAAAGAAGAAGAAGAAAGUGGAUGUAAGGAGAGAGCAAGCACAGAAGGAUCGUAUGAAAAGGAAGAUAAAGAAGUUGGAAAAAGCUGCCCCGGAAAUGAUUCCAAUUGAGGAUUUUGUAACACCACUGAAGUACUCUGAUAGCAACAGGGUGCGGAGCCUUCCCCCUCUGCCAUUUGAGGAGACUGAAAGAAGAGUUUUACUUCUGAAGAAGUGGUGUUUGUUUAAGCAGAAACAAGAUAAGGCAGAAAAGAAUGCAAUUCAGAGCCUUGUAGAAGCUCAGCAAGAGGCACUAAGGGAACUGCGCCUUGAAUCGGAGGAGCUGUACCAGGCAGCAAUCAGACGAGACGAGGGGCUUUUCCCCUUCGAGAGAGAUGGACCUGCUUAUACCCCACCACUGCCUGGCUACGAUCCUCCUGAAGGAAAAUGCGUUGAUAUCACCAAAGUGUACACGCAGUGAGGGGGGAGCGUGCUGUUCCUCUGGCAUGAGCUACUCGGCCGACUGGAGGAGGAGAGAAUGGAAUAAGAAUAAACAAUUCCUUCUGCAGGCUAAAAUACUGCAGCCGUGUGUAAAAAACAUUAAUAAAGCACCUCUCUGGGUUUUUUUAAACAGC